AUGAACGAUUCAGACUUAAGAGCAUUCCUUUCUCAAUUCCCUUCCAACGUUCUAUUAGAAUCCCCUUCUGCAACUACGCUUCUCAUCUGCAAUGUCUGUCAAAAACAAUACUUCAGCAGAAAUGGUAAGCGACAAUGCAAAACAUGCAAAGAAUUCUUCAGAAGAUGUGUAAUGAAGAACUUAUCUCUCAAGUGCAAUUUCAAGGGAAAAUGCGAUGUUCAUCACAGUCUGAAACAAAUUCAAUGCAGAUCAUGUAGACUAAAGAAGUGUUUGGAGAGUGGGUUGAAUGCAAAAGACUUUCGCCCAACACAAGUCACUAGACCUAAUUUAAAAGUUCAAGAAAUCAAUGCUGUCCAACGUCUUGAGCUCUCGCGACUCUCAUUUACCGAGAAGAAUAUGAUGAAUGUGACUGAAUCAGACAACAACAAAAAUGUUCAGUUUCUGAAUAUGACUCAAGUGAUCGAAAAUUUUCUCCCUGACAUACUCGAAUGGGCGAAACAAUCGGAACUGUUUGGAGAGCUGAAUCAGAACGAGAAGAUUGAACUUAUCCAAAGCCAAUGGAUCCGUAUCCUUCUUGUCAAAAUCUGCGAGAAUAACGCACAUCUUUUGGAUUUUGAUGAAGAUCUUUCAAGCGUCCUGCAUGCAUAUCAUAGCCUCGGCAUUUCAAAUCAAGAGGCAUUCUGGAUCAAAAAUAUCAUCUUGUUCAUGAUGACAAAAGCAGAUAAGUCAUAUUGUCAUCCUCUACACUUGAAUGAUUUAAUCGCCGAACUCUUCACGUUAUCAGUACUUGGUGGAACGUGUCCAGUUCGGUUUGCAGAAAUCAUGACCUGGAUCGGAACACUUACUAAAAUUUCAUUGGGAGGAGUGCAGAGUAAGUACCAGCAAAAAGUUCGUGAAAUGGUCUAUUUGUGUCUCUAA
Molecule: messenger RNA, 918 nt
Organism: Caenorhabditis remanei
Lineage: Eukaryota; Metazoa; Nematoda; Chromadorea; Rhabditida; Rhabditidae
Exons: 7
Coding region: 1-918 (305 amino acids)
Biological process (GO): cell differentiation; anatomical structure development; positive regulation of transcription by RNA polymerase II
Molecular function (GO): zinc ion binding; nuclear receptor activity; RNA polymerase II cis-regulatory region sequence-specific DNA binding
Source: RefSeq, a predicted model, not a curated record